Paraglomus occultum is the source of this 2091-nucleotide messenger RNA. Lineage: Eukaryota; Fungi; Glomeromycota; Glomeromycetes; Paraglomerales; Paraglomeraceae. The record is from the annotation of a GenBank genome assembly.
AUGUCUAGCCGAUGGAAAUAUCCUCCGGUCAGGAGAGAUGAAAACUUUUAUGAAGAAUUACAUGGACAUAAAGUAUACGAUCCAUAUCGAUGGUUGGAAGAUCCUGAUAGCGAGGAAACAAAUGACUUUGUCACGAAACAGAAUGAAUUGUUUUACAAGAUUAUCGAGUCAUAUCCAUAUCGCGAAAAAUUUCGUGAGAAGCUGACUAGUAUGUACGAUUACGAACGAUAUGAAUGUCCGUUUAAGCGGGGAGAUUAUUAUUAUUACUUUUAUAACACGGGCUUGCAACAGCAGAGUGUCUUGUACCGAUUACAAUCUUUCCAAGCCGACGCCAAAGUCUUCUUUGACCCCAACACACUUGAAGAAGACGGAACUGCUGCUAUCAGAACUUACACCUUUUCAGAGUCGGGAAAAUACUUCGCGUAUUCUAUAUCUAAAUCAGGUAGUGACUGGGCCACAGCCUAUGUAAAGACGACUGUCGAAGGCUCGAACGAAAAACUGGACGAUGUCAUUGAAUGGUUAAAGUUCACCUCCCUCGAUUUCACUCAUGACGAGGCUGGGUUUUUCUACAGUAGAUAUCCUGAACCGGAAACAGACGAUAAAGGCACAGAGAUAGAUAAGAACAUGAAUUCGAUGGUAUAUUAUCACAAAUUGGGCAGUUUACAAUCCGAAGAUAUAUUAGUCUAUAAAGACCCUCUGCAUCCAGAGUACUUACAUAGUGUAGAGGUGUCGGACGAUGGACGUUACGUGCUCUUGUAUGUCUCUAGGGGUACCGAGCGUGUCAACAAGCUCUGGAUAGCGGAUUUACAUAAAACCGGAGGACAGGUCACUGUGGAUAAUUUUGAUGCGGCAUAUAACUACUUAACCAAUGAUGAGACUAUCUUUUAUUUUCAAACAAAUUCGAACGCUCCUCGUUCUAAGAUUGUUAGAUAUGAUCUCUCUAAGCCCGAAGAAGGCUUUGUUGAUCUCGUUCCCGAAUGCCCAGACGACAUCCUCUCGUCUGCGCGCGUAGUCCAUCAAAAUAACCUUGUCUUGACAUACCUUCACGAUGUGAAAGAAGAAAUCUACAUUUAUUCUCUCCACACUGGCGCGAAAAUCCGCCAACUUGAAAUUCCGAUUGGAGCAAUAGCGGAAGUGUCUGGCCGCAAAAAGGAUGCAGAGAUGUUUUUUUACUUUAGCAAUUUCCUAAAUCCUGGUAUUAUUUACCAAUACAAUUUUGUCAACUCGGUACUAAGAGUAUUCAAAAAGACAGUAGUCCCAGGGCUGAAUACCGAUAAUUUAUGUACAAAGCAAGUGUUUGUUUCUAGCAAAGAUGGGACUAAAGUUCCUGUGUUCAUUACUUCACGCAAGGGCGUACAACUUAACGGAGAUAAUCCGACAUUAUUAUACGGAUACGGUGGAUUUAACAUUGUGGUAAAGCCGACGUUUAGUUUGACAUGGUUGAUGUUUAUCCUGUUUUAUAAAGGUGUUGUAGCAGUCGCUAACAUACGCGGCGGCGGAGAAUAUGGCGAAGAGUGGCAUCGUGCAGGAACGCUACAACACAAGCAAAACUGCUUUGAUGAUUUCCAGUCAGUUGCUAAGUGGCUAGCAAGUGUGAAGUACACACGUCCUGCGAGACUAGUCAUCAACGGAGGUUCUAAUGGCGGUUUGUUGGUUGGAGCUUGUAUUAAUCAGGCACCAGAACUAUUUGGAGCAGCGGUGUCCGACGUCGGCGUACUGGAUUUGUUGCGAUACCACAAAUUUACGAUUGGCCACGCAUGGAAAAGUGACUAUGGAGAUCCCGACAAGGAAGAAGACUUUGGUUACAUUUACAAGUAUUCACCUCUCCACAACGUACAGUCAGAGAAGCCAUAUCCAUCAGUACUGGUAACCACUUCCGAUCACGAUGACAGAGUUCCGCCUUUGCAUUCCUACAAAUUUAUUGCUCAACUGCAACACGUCGCUAAGAACAAUCCAAAUCCAUUGGCAAUUCGCAUUGGCGUUAAGGCCGGCCAUGGUGCAGGGAAACCAACAAAGAAAAGACUCGAAGAAGCCGCCGACAAAUUUUCGUUUAUCUUAAUGGCCCUGGGUGCAGAUUGGACAGAUAGCUAG